Sphaerulina musiva SO2202 is the source of this 630-nucleotide messenger RNA. RefSeq lists its product as uncharacterized. The record is from RefSeq and is a predicted model, not a curated record. The transcript is spliced from 2 exons. NCBI's taxonomy places the organism in Eukaryota, Fungi, Ascomycota, Dothideomycetes, Mycosphaerellales, Mycosphaerellaceae. Bases 1 to 630 code for a protein of 209 amino acids.
AUGCAUUUCCAGCUUGCCACCCUUGCUCUAUUCGUCCUCAGUGGCAUCACCAAUGCCCUGCCGAACCCAGGCGAAACUCCCACUGGCUACGGGGGCACCACCACCUCUACCUGGGGCACCAAAACGAAGGAAACCUCCACCACCUCUACUUGGGGCACCACAUCCACUUGCACCCCCUCAACCGGCUAUAGCUACUCCACCGGCUACUCGACUUACUCCACUGUCUCCGUGACCACAGUCCCCUCCACCAGCUACAGCACCACAACCUCCACCACAAUCAAAACUCUCCCCCAAACCCACAUCCUCCCCACCACCUCCUACGAAACCUUCUACACCACCAUUCCAGGCGUCCCCAUCACUUCGACCUCCUACACAACCAAAACUUUCACGACAGAAAUCCCUUGCGGAACGACCACGUUGCCCGGAAAAGAUGUUGUCAACACUGUGACGAAAACUUCUGUCGGCGAGUUUACCAAGACGGAGGAUCUUACGGAGACGAUUACGCAGAUUGGUACGAUUGCUGUUACGACGGGGCUGGAGGAGUCGACGACGGUUUAUGGGAGUUUGGAGGUUACGGAUAAGGUGGCUUAUACGACUUGUGUGGCUGGGGCAGGGGGAUAUUGGCGUUGA